Messenger RNA from Oncorhynchus masou masou (cherry salmon), 2141 nucleotides. RefSeq names its product zinc finger and BTB domain-containing protein 18-like. The coding region runs from base 200 to 1741 and encodes 513 amino acids. The transcript is spliced from 3 exons. The record is from RefSeq and is a predicted model, not a curated record. NCBI's taxonomy places the organism in Eukaryota, Metazoa, Chordata, Actinopteri, Salmoniformes, Salmonidae.
GUAAGCAUUGACCAUUUACAAUUUUCACGUUAGCGGUUUGUUGUUGUUAUUUAUACAUUUAUUAACGCCAUGGAACUCAAAAUAUUACUAAUUUAACUGCAUAGCAUCACAUACUUGCACCAGGUAGUCUUAAAUUUGCAUUGGAGACAGGACUUGUUUGAUAUUGUCUAGGUAAACUAGCUGCAAACGUUAACUAACAAUGGCUGACUGUGUGGUUUUUCACACUCAAAUAGCCUCCAUCAUGGAGGUGCUAGCAAAUGCAGCCGUGGCAAAUAUCUGUAAACUCGUAGAUGACGACUAUGCAGUGUUUCGUAUGGAAAUAAAUCAAAGCCAGAAAGAAAACAGGUCAUUGCGGAGGAAACUACUAGAACUGAAGGUGGCACGGGAGCGCGCUGAGAGGACAAUGCGAGAGCGCGUCCUCGCCAUUCGUCCCAGUAAUGUCAAGAUCUCUGACCGAUACAGAGGAACGGCAAGAGAUGAAGGAAAUCUCACUGGAGGCCACAGGAGCUUUGUGAAGCCAGCAGCACACAAAACAUGGAAAGAUGACCAUCCAAUCACUGUUGAUGAGGGGAUUGGAACCUCAACCCAGCACGUUAUCAUGAUAGAGUCUGCAGAUGCAGAGGCUGCAGGUCCAGGGGUCAAGCUGGAGAGGUCUGAAAGAGAGGAGGACCCAUGGCACAGCAGAGACACCCAGACUCAAGCGGUGGUAGAGCCCCUUGUAGCCACAAAGGACCCCCCCACCAUCGCCCCAGCGCCGCCCAGGACCCGACACAGAAUCACGGAGGUCAGUGGAACGCAGAACGCCGUCCUCAAGUCAGAGACAGAUACGGAUACUUUAACUGUAACACACAGGCUCUUACGCACAGGAUCUGACCACAGAUCAGACCCAGAGAGACUGGGGAAGGGGCCACUGCGCUAUCCUCCUUCUCCCGGCACAGAUUACUUACCGGUAUUUCACCAGAGCCAGAGGAUGGUUCAUUCCCGUGGAGAUGCUGAAAUGUUAGACACUACUGGUGAUGAUCCGUCUUGUUCUUACACUACAGAGAUGGACCCUGGCAACAUAUCCUUGGGUUUAGAGACACAUACUGAUCUGUCUAGAGGGGACUGGAACCGGUACAGUAGUAGUGUAUACUCUGAAGGGUGCCUAGAUAAGAAAGGGGAGGGUCUGGUCGUAGAUGAGGUGACUGUGAAAGUGGAGGGCGACGCUCCUCUGACAUGGAAUAUAGACAAGACUCACUUAGGAGAAGGAUACUCACAAGGCAGAGAUUUCUUAGAUUACAGGGAAAGUUUGGAGACAAAUCCAAAUGUCACGACCCACUCUCAUUUACACACGGUCAGGGAUCGCGAGUCAGUGUCCACGUCGAUGGGACCUUCCGAUUCACACGACCACGUCCUUUUCGAUCAGGUAUUGAACUCAAAGGGCCAAAGGGCCAAGGGGAGGGGAGGGGGAGCAACAUCAGGCAAUAGUAAAGAGAAACGGUUCCUCUGCAUGUUCUGUAACAAAGGCUUCAGCUGCCUCCAGAAGGUGGAGAUCCACCAGAGGGUCCACACAGGGGAGAAACCGUACAGCUGUAAGCAGUGUCAUAUGCGCUUCGCUGAGGCUGGCAACCUGAAGAGGCACCAGAGGGUCCACACAGGGGAGAAACCCUUUGGCUGUACCCAGUGUCACAUGCGCUUCGCCCAGGCUGGUCACCUGAAGAGACACCAGAGGGUCCACACAGGGGAGAAAUCUUUCAGCUGACCCCAUUGUGAGAAGAGAUUCUCCUGGAAGAGGUUCUCAGAUGGGAACUACCACCAGCAGAAAAAAUAUUCCACUCUAUAACAUAGAAAGCAACUAUUUGUCUCAGUAGCUUCUGAUGUUAAGUUCAAACACUGCAUUAAAGACAACAAUUAAUUGUUAAUUGUGUAAUUUGACACCACGAGAGUAACAGAUUUCAGUGUUGAAUAUUGCUGGGUAGAAUAUUGCAUCCAGACAUUAUGUGAUAUACACUGAGUGCACAGAACAUUAACACCUGCUCUUUCCAUGGCAUAGACUGAUCAGAUGAAAGCUAUGAUCCCUUAUUGAUAUCACUUCAAUCAGUGGAGAUGAAGGGGGGAGACCGGUGGAAGGAUUUUUAAGCAUUAAAGACAAUUGAGAAAUG